Strongylus vulgaris is the source of this 1229-nucleotide messenger RNA. The record is from the annotation of a GenBank genome assembly. NCBI's taxonomy places the organism in Eukaryota, Metazoa, Nematoda, Chromadorea, Rhabditida, Strongylidae.
AUGAUUUUGGAGAAGAUUUCUCAAAAUCGUGCACUAAAAACAGUGAUUGUGGUCGAGAUGAAUUUUGUGAUGAAGUCGUACCAAGAGAUGAAAAGAACGAUCUGUCGGAUAACGUGGGAUAUCACCCGAAGAUGUGCUUUCCUUGUAGCUCCAAAAUGUGCAGGCAGAGCAGUUAGGAACGACGAGUCUUUAGGACUCAAAUUCUGCGAAAGUCUUAGCGAAUGUGGGCCUAACGAAUUUUGCGAUACAGAUACGCAUGCAAAUGCGAAGCCGGACGUAAUAACAAAUUUGGGUAUUUGCUGCCAAUAUGAUUGCAGCAAAGAGGCUAUAGCAUCACAGAAAAUGGCUGAUACAAGUCAAAAAGCUUUCGCUAUUGUGACUAGUAAAUCGGAGCAGUGUAGCGGGGAUCAUAGCUGUAGUGAUAGCGGUGGUCUAUGUAUAAAUGCGUCGGACCAAAGCGAAGCUAAUUAUCCCCAAUUUAAGAACGCAACUACCUAUCGGCUUUGCUGCUCUUUUCAAGCAAAGGAAACUGGAGACCUCUAUCCCUGCAAAUACGGAGAUGCUCUGAGCAGUGGCGAGACCAUCAUAACAUGUACGACAGAUAACGAAUGCAAUAGAGGUCAAGCGGAUAGCGUUGCAAAAUGUCCUGAUGAAUACACGUAUAUGAGGACGGAGUUAGAAUGCGAAAAACCUCGAGACUGCAUGAAAGGCCAAGUAGAUGAAAGUGGUGCAGAGGAACGUGCUCUAUGUGCUGAAUAUUUUGAGAGAAAUGUUGCGCAGAAAAAACGAUGCUGUCCAAUUGGCCAGAAUGUGAAAGCUUAUUGUACUAGGAGAAAGUGCUCUACACUUUCUGAUUGUAAUGCGGGUCAAUACUGUGAACCCUCGAAGAAAGUCUGUUGCUAUAUUGGUGAAAUGAAAUUAGAUGGUUCACAGCAUGAAAAGGGUGAAAUCUGCCAAGGUCCAUGUUCUGACAAAGAGGUUUUUGGUAAAAAAAUUCCGCGAUAUUGUGUUAGGUUAAAGAGCGAUGAAGAAAGCGGACUUUGUUUCGUUUCACCUUAUCUUCGUGUCAAAGAUCGUGAUCGAACUGUGAAUCCGGUGUACAAAGCAGUAUUUAUAAUAUCAGUAAUCCUCACAGUGGUAUUCGCAUUCCUAGCCGUGAUUAUGUUCGUAAACUAUCGUUCGAAGAACUUCUGCGAUAAAUACACGCCAAAAAAGAAGGUAAUCUAAAU